AUGAUCAAAUUACUCAAUGCUGAAGAGUCUCGCCUCAUUGAUGUGGCUCUCAUGGGAGAGGAAUAUGGAUUUUCAAAUGAUCAAUUGAUGGAAAUGGCAGGCAUGUCAGUGGCUCAUUCAUGUGUUCAAGCUUUUCCUCUUUCUCACUUUUCACCCAAAUUUUUAGUUAUUUGUGGACCACAAAAUAAUGGAGGUGAUGGUUUAGUAGCUGCUCGCCAUUUAAAACAUUUUGGAUAUGAACCAGUCAUUUUGUAUCCAAAAAAAGAAUCUGCAGAAAAAGAUUUAUUUAAGAGACUCAUUUUGCAAUGCACAACUUUGGGAAUUUCAAUUUAUUUCAGCUUGAAUGAAUUGUUACAGAAUUAUUCCUUGACAGAUUUUACUUUUAUUUUGGAUGCCAUUUUUGGUUAUUCUUUUUCUGGUAAAUCAGGAAUUCGAGAGCCUUUCAAAACAGUGAUUGAAACUGUCAAAAAACCAGAAUAUUCAUCAAUUCCAAUUGUUUGCAUUGACAUUCCAAGCGGAUGGGAAAUUGAUAUCAUAGAUGUUGAUGAAAAUUUAAAACUUGGUUUAAGAUGUGACAUUUUAGUGUCAUUGCCUUCUCCAAAAUUAUGUUCAUUGAACUUUAGGGGAAGACAUUUCAUUGGAGGGCGAUUCAUGCCUCCUCAACUGUUGAAAAAAUUUGGAGUUGAUUUACCACCCUACAAGGGCACAGAUAUUAUAAUGGAAAUUAGUUCAGACAUGUUGAAAAUACCAUCAACUGAUUAA
This is a messenger RNA of Naegleria lovaniensis, 762 nucleotides long. RefSeq lists its product as uncharacterized. Gene Ontology annotation, cellular component: mitochondrion. NCBI's taxonomy places the organism in Eukaryota, Heterolobosea, Eutetramitea, Acrasida, Naegleriidae. Bases 1 to 762 code for a protein of 253 amino acids. The transcript has 3 exons. The record is from RefSeq and is a predicted model, not a curated record. Gene Ontology annotation, molecular function: NAD(P)HX epimerase activity.